Gasterosteus aculeatus aculeatus (three-spined stickleback) is the source of this 3198-nucleotide messenger RNA. It is a transcript of the gene mau2, whose product is annotated as MAU2 sister chromatid cohesion factor. Lineage: Eukaryota; Metazoa; Chordata; Actinopteri; Perciformes; Gasterosteidae. Gene Ontology annotation, biological process: mitotic sister chromatid cohesion. Gene Ontology annotation, molecular function: protein binding. The record is from RefSeq and is a predicted model, not a curated record.
UUUUAUUGAACCAUUUAACAAAUGUUAGUGAUCACACACGAUUAAAUGUUUCAUGAAAAAGCGAUGGAUUCGGGGGUUUACACACUCGGGUUGAGGCCUUUACUCGACCAAAACUGGCAACCCGGGAGUCCGGCCAUAGCGCUGAAAAACUUGUUGUUGUCGGGGAAAAUGGCGUCAAACGUUGAGGCCCCGGAGCGCUGGUACCUCGCCCUUCUCGGCUUUGCGGAGCAUUUCCGAACGUCCAGUCCGCCCAAAAUCCGUCUCUGCGUGCACUGUCUACAGGCGGUGUUUCAGUUCAAGCCGCCACAGAGGAUCGAGGCCCGGACACAUCUUCAGCUCGGCUCGGUCCUCUACCACCACACCAAGAACAGCGAGCUGGCCCGCAGCCACCUGGAGAAAGCGUGGUUUAUAUCCCAACAAGUCCCCCAGUUUGAAGAUGUCAAAUUCGAAGCUGCCAGCAUUUUGUCAGAACUCUUCUGCCAACAGAAUUUGGUGGACUCUGCGAAGCCGCUCCUGCGCAAGGCGAUCCAGAUCUCCCAGCAGACCCCGUACUGGCACUGCAGGUUGUUGUUCCAGUUGGCGCAACUUCAUACACUGGAGAAAGACUUGGUGUCAGCAUGUGACCUGCUGGGGGUCGGCGCUGAGUACGCCCGAGUGGUCGGGUCGGAAUAUACCAGGGCGCUGUUUCUCCUCAGCAAAGGGAUGUUGCUGCUGAUGGAGAGGAAGCUGGGGGAGGUGCAUCCCCUGCUCACACUGUGCGGCACUAUAGUGGAAAACUGGCAGGGAAACCCGAUCCAGAAGGAGUCCCUGAGGGUCUUCUUCCUGGUGCUGCAGGUCACUCACUACCUGGAUGCCGGGCAGGUGAAGAGCGUGAAGCCGUGUCUGAAGCAGCUGCAGCAGUGCAUCCAGACCAUCUCCACCCUCCACGACGACGAGAUUCUGCCCAGCAACCCGGCCGACCUCUUCCACUGGCUGCCCAAGGAGCACAUGUGUGUCCUGGUGUAUCUGGUGACCGUCAUGCACUCCAUGCAAGCGGGCUACCUGGAGAAGGCUCAGAAGUACACCGACAAGGCUCUUAUGCAACUAGAGAAACUAAAGAUGUUGGACUGCAGCCCCAUCCUCUCCACCUUUCAAGUCAUUCUGCUGGAGCACAUCAUCAUGUGUCGGCUCGUCACGGGCCACAAGGCCACGGCGUUACAAGAGAUCUCGCAGGUGUGUCAGCUGUGCCAACAGUCGCCCCGACUCUUCACCAACCACGCCGCUCAGCUCCACACGCUGCUGGGUCUGUACUGCAUCUCGGUGAACUGCAUGGAUAACGCAGAGGCACAGUUCACCACGGCUUUGCGGCUCACCACACACCAGGAACUGUGGACGUACAUCGUCACCAACUUGGCCAGCGUCUACAUACGGGAAGGGAACCGACACCAGGAGUUGUACAGCCUCCUAGAGAGAAUCAAUCCAGACCAUAACUUCCCAGUGAGCUCUCACUGCCUGCGUGCUGCGGCCUUCUACAUCCGAGGACUCCUGUCCUUCUUCCAGGGGCGAUACAACGAGGCCAAACGCUUCCUACGGGAAACCCUGAAGAUGUCUAAUGCUGAGGAUCUGAACCGACUGACCGCCUGCUCCCUGGUUCUGCUGGGCCACAUCUUCUACGUGCUGGGAAACCACAGAGAAAGCAACAACAUGGUGGUACCUGCCAUGCAGCUGGCCAGCAAGAUCCCCGACAUGUCUGUACAGCUCUGGUCCUCGGCGCUGCUGAAAGACUUGAACAAGGCCCUGGGGAACACCAUGGACGCCCACGAGGCCGCCCAGAUGCACCAGAACUUCUCCCAGCAGCUGCUGCAGGACCACAUCGCCGCCUGCAGCCUCCCCGAGCACAACCUCAUCAGCUGGACUGACGGCCCUCCUCCUGUCCAGAUCCAAGCCCAGAACGGCCCGACCACCAGCCUCGCGAGCCUGCUAUGAGGAGAAGAAGAAGAAAAAACGUGUGUGUCUGGCGUAUGGCGGAAGCUGCUACAUCAUCAUCGAAAAAAAGAAGAAGAAGAAAAAAAAACCCAGAUUGGAGCCUCGACCCGCCAUCAGACCGCUGCAGCCCGAGAGGAUUCUAACAGGUCGCAGAGUUCCGGCCUUCACUUUAUUAGUUCCUCAAGAUUUUGCUUCCUGAUUGUCCGCCACUUCUUUGGUUUGUUGUAAAGCAAUUACAGCGACGGUUGUGCAUGUAUUUCACACUCUCUGGCGGCACGGACGCGCGUCGAUGCGAGCCGGGGGGGGCGGGCAGGCAGGCGCACGGCGGCGGGCAGGCGCACGGCGGCGACCGGUAAAGCCAUGCCAGCUCUGUGGUCGCCGGGUUUCUCUUCCAUUGGUCGGGGGGAGGGAGGAGGGGCCAGAUAAAGGAGCAGGCAGUAAAGAAAUGUAGAAGAAAUUAAUUUAUUCAUGUCAAUAUUUUUGUAUCUGUUGGUAAAUAUUUUACAUCUUGCCUUUUUUGUAUGAAUCCUGUUUUUUUUUCAUGCAUGGAAGUUACUGACGUGGACUCUCCGUACAAUAGUUUGGGUGGCAAAUAAUAACUCCUGGUUCUGGUUUUCUUUGCACAAAAUCUAUAUUCGAAAGAAUAGAGACAUCUUGUAAUAUAUUUUCACACAUUAAUCAGUUAAAAAGUGUCACGCUAUGAAUAGGUGCUGCUCAUAGUGUCGGGGGCCGAAAUAUCGGACGAUGUUUAAAUACAUGCGAGUUUUAUAUCAUUUGGUGGCUGCGAGUUUUGCCACGUUCCGUUUUUAAAGCAACACAACUGAUGUAUUUUUCCAUAAUAUAAAAAUUCCUUGCCGAUGUAUUCAUUUGUUUUAAAAUCAGAUUUAGACUUUUGGAGCUCACAGUAAUCUUCAGAUAUUCAAAGAGGCAAAUUUAUUUUAUUUUGUUAUAUUUUCAUUUGUCUUGAUAGCUAAAAGGUUUCUUUACAGUUUGUUUGUAUAGAUUUGCCACUUGUUGAACCUUUAUUGUACAGUGACAUUUUAUAAAGGCAAUUUAGUAAAGUGUGAUAUGUAUUUUUAGCUAUCCUCUGUAGAAAUCUCAAUGCUUGGUAUUUAAGGCACUCUGUAAGGACACGGUAUAAGCUUGAGUACUAGCCAUAUUCUAUCCAAUGCCUAUGUUUUUAAUGCUUACAUUGUUUUCAAUAAUUUUCCAAUAAAAAUAUGAUUGAAUACA